This is a messenger RNA of Culicoides brevitarsis, 1556 nucleotides long. It is a transcript of the gene AsnRS-m, whose product is annotated as asparaginyl-tRNA synthetase. Gene Ontology annotation, molecular function: ATP binding; nucleic acid binding; asparagine-tRNA ligase activity. The record is from RefSeq and is a predicted model, not a curated record. Gene Ontology annotation, cellular component: mitochondrion. The transcript has a single exon. Gene Ontology annotation, biological process: asparaginyl-tRNA aminoacylation. The coding region runs from base 70 to 1503 and encodes 477 amino acids. NCBI's taxonomy places the organism in Eukaryota, Metazoa, Arthropoda, Insecta, Diptera, Ceratopogonidae.
UUGAUAUUACUGAAAUUCUCACGUUCACUUUUAAAAUCAUUUAAAAUAACUAUUCCUUCGCCAUAAAAAAUGUUUCAAUACUUAAAAAUCUGUCGAAGGACCUUCUCCGAUUUGGCAAAAGAUGUUGUCACACCUCCAAUUGUUCGUCAACGUACCACAACUCGACUCAAAGACCUUCUCGCUUCCAAAAAUGUAUCUCCCGACGAGAAACAUUUCAUCAAUGGCUGGGUCACCAAAGUGCGAAAGAUGAAAACUGUCACAUUUCUAAACAUCAACGACGGAACAUGCAACGAAGACUUACAAAUUGUCGUGGGAAACAAGUUAUCAAGUGAUUUCAACGUUGGAUCCUCCAUUCAAGCUACCGGCAAUCUCGGCACCACACCAAGAGGGCAAAUUGAAUUGCAAGUAACGGACAUUGAUCUCGUCAAUACUUGCAAACAUCCGGAAUAUCCUUUCAUCACGAAGCAGCAACAUUUACCGCAAUACGUGAGAGAGUUUAUUCACUUGCGAUCGCGACACAAACCUUUCGCAGCGACGAUGAGAGUUCGACAUGCCGCUCAAAAGGCGUUUCAUGACUUUUUCGAUGCCGAGGGUUUUGUUAAUAUUCACACGCCAAUUUUGACGUCGAAUGAUUGCGAGAAUUCUGGUGAAGUAUUUUUGGCUCGUCCUGAAUCUGCGGAUUUAUUAAAGCAAAUGAAACGAGAUGGAGUCCCAGAGGAAGCUUCGUAUUUCGAUAAAAAGACCUUUUUAACGGUGUCUGGACAAUUGCAUCUCGAAGCGAUGUGCUUGGGUCUGGACAAAGUUUAUACCUUCAAUCCGGCUUUUCGUGCGGAAAAUUCAAAAUCUCCGCAUCAUUUGGCUGAAUUUUACAUGUUGGAAGGUGAAAUCGCAUUUAUGGAACGUCUCGAGGAUCUCACAGCUUUACUUGACGACAUGAUAAAAGGCGUUACCCGAAAACUUCUUGACUCUUCCUCAAAUGACAUCUCAUAUCUAACGUCUUCAGAUCAAAUUGACUUUUCAUGGUUGGAAAAAGAAACUCCCACAAUCACCUAUCACGAAGCCCUUAAAAUUCUGGAAGCGAAUCGCGAUAAAAUUGAUAUCCCAGUAAAUCCAAAGGAGGGUCUUGCGAAGAACCACGAACUGUUUCUAACGAAAUACGUUAACGGUCCAUGUUUUGUAGCGCAUUUUCCGAAAGAUAUUAAACCCUUUUACAUGCGACAAAAUCAUGAAGACCCGACGUUAGUGGAUUGCUUUGACUUUUUGGUGCCAGAGGUGGGAGAACUGAUUGGCGGAAGUGUGAGAGAGCAUAAGUUGGAGUUGUUGGAAAAAAAUUUGCCAAAUAAGGAGGACUUGGAAUGGUAUUUGGAUCUGAGGAGAUAUGGCAGUGCAUGUACAAGUGGCUUCGGAAUGGGAUUUGAACGAUAUUUGCAGUGGUUGUUGAACGUUAAGAACAUUCGGGAUGUGAUUCCGUUCCCACGAUGGCCGCAUCAUUGUGAUACUUAAAAAGAAAAAAAUGCAAUAAAAAUGUAUAGAAAGUUAUUCGGAAAAAAAUGAAA